This is a messenger RNA of Tetrahymena thermophila SB210, 210 nucleotides long. RefSeq lists its product as hypothetical. Lineage: Eukaryota; Ciliophora; Oligohymenophorea; Hymenostomatida; Tetrahymenidae. The transcript is spliced from 2 exons. The record is from RefSeq and is a predicted model, not a curated record.
AUGAAUUACAAAGAAUAUAAAUUAAAUAAAUAAAUACAUUUUAACACUUAAGAAAAAUAAAAGAUUUAGAAAAAUGUUUGUGCCUUUGAUCUUUGCCGUAUCUCUUUGGACUCUUGCUUAUAAAUAUUUGGUAAAGUUGAACUAUAACUUACAAAUAGUGUUUUCUAUACUAUCUAUGGUUCAUUGGUUAAUAGCUUUUAUCUAUUUUGA